Argentina anserina (silverweed cinquefoil) is the source of this 1593-nucleotide messenger RNA. Its product is annotated as putative pentatricopeptide repeat-containing protein At1g12700, mitochondrial. The transcript has a single exon. Lineage: Eukaryota; Viridiplantae; Streptophyta; Magnoliopsida; Rosales; Rosaceae. The record is from RefSeq and is a predicted model, not a curated record. The coding region runs from base 4 to 1593 and encodes 529 amino acids. Gene Ontology annotation, molecular function: protein binding.
AAGAUGUUCGAUGGAAUGCUUCACUCGCGUCGUCGGCCUCCUGUCAUCCCUUUCAAUCAGAUAUUGUCUCAGCUUGUGAAACUGAAACAAUACCCAGGAGUCAUAUCCCUCUAUAAACAAAUGCUUCUGCAUCGAAUUUCUCCUAAUCAUUAUACUCUGUCUAUUAUCAUCAAAUGCUAUUCCCAUUUGAAUCGAAUAGGUUUCAGUCUAUCUGUCUUUGGGAAUUCCUUCAAGUUGGGUCUCCAACAUGAUGUCACCACUUUCAACACUCUCAUCCACGGUUUUGUUCUCCACAAUCAAUUGCCUGAGGCCUCACGAUUUUUAGUCAAAAUGCUGGAGGAAGGUCAUUGUAAGCCCAAUGUGGUUACUUUCAAUGUUCUUAUCAAGGGCUUCUGCAACACGGGAAACAACAUUGCUGCCAUUACUUUACUGAGUAAGAUGGAAAAACAAGGAUGCAUGCCUGACGUUGUUUCUUAUAGCAGCAUCAUUCACAGCCUAUGCAAGUAUACACACAUGGAUGAAGCACUGACGCUCUUUUCUGAAAUGAGCAGCAGGGGGAUUGCUCCAAAUGUUGUCACCUACACCUGCUUGAUUCACGGGCUUUGCAUUAUACGCCAGUGGAAACAAGCUGCAAGUUUGCUCGAAGAAAUGUUGCAUAAAGGUGUCUUUCCAGAUGUCCACACCUUCAAUACCUUGGUUGAUACAUGUAGUAAGGAAGGGAAUGUGGUGGAAGCCAUUAGAAUGAUUAAAAUGAUGAUUCAGAGACAUAUUGAGCCUGAUACAAUCACAUACAACUCACUUAUGGACUGUUACUGUUUGCGUGGGGAAAUGGAAGAGGCCAGACGAGUUUUUGAUUUUAUGCUUGACAAGGGCUCUAUGGUUGAUGUCCGGAGUUGUAACACGUUGAUCAACGGAUACUGCAAGGCCAAAAAGGUCGAUAAGGCUUACGAGAUUUUCAAGGAAAUGCAUUGUAUGGAACUAGUUCCCAAUACCGUCACUUUUAACACUCUCAUUGAUGGUCUUUUCAAAGUGGGGAGACUACAAGAGGCACAAAAGUUGUUCUCUGAGAUGAAUUGUUCCGGCCAGCUUCCAGAUCUUCAAACAUACAGUAUUUUACUUGAUGGCCUGUGUAACAACCAGAAACUUGCAACGGCAUUAAAAUUGGUUGAAAAGAUGGAAGCCAGCGUAUUGAAACCUGGUGUUGUAACUUACAAUAUAAUUAUUGAAGGUUUGUGCAAAGCUGGAAAUAUAGAAUCUGCGAGAAAUAUCUUCAGUAGUUUGUUGUCAAGAGGAGUUCAGCCAAAUGUGAGAACAUACAGUAUAAUGAUUCAGGGACUUUGUCACCAGGGCUUAUUAGUUGAAGCAGAAAAGUUGCUGAGAGAAAUGGAAGGGAAAGGAUGUCCGGCAGAUGAUUGCACCUAUAACAUCAUUAUCAGAGGCUUGUUAAAUAACAACAAGACAUCAUUGGCUGUGAAACUUAUUGAAGAAAUGAAGAAGUGUGGUUUCUAUGCAGAUGCAUCAACUACGGAAUUGAUAAUUGGUUUACUGUGUAAGGAUUCUGUGGAUCCGGUUUUGUUGCAGUUUUUUGUAUAG